Messenger RNA from Zygotorulaspora mrakii, 1515 nucleotides. It is a transcript of the gene CYS4, whose product is annotated as cystathionine beta-synthase CYS4. Gene Ontology annotation, cellular component: cytoplasm. The transcript has a single exon. Bases 1 to 1515 code for a protein of 504 amino acids. Lineage: Eukaryota; Fungi; Ascomycota; Saccharomycetes; Saccharomycetales; Saccharomycetaceae. Gene Ontology annotation, molecular function: cystathionine beta-synthase activity; cysteine synthase activity. The record is from RefSeq and is a predicted model, not a curated record.
AUGGUCACAGACACAAGAACCAAUGUUCUCGAUUUGGUUGGUAAUACGCCACUCAUCGAGUUGAAAAAAUUACCAAAAGCUUAUGGCAUUAGACCUCGUGUUUUCGCCAAACUGGAGCUGUACAACCCAGGUGGAUCUAUCAAAGAUCGUAUAGCAUUGUCUAUGAUCGAGCAUGCAGAAUCAACUGGCCAAAUUCAUCCUGACAGAACGACUUUGAUCGAACCAACAUCUGGAAAUACUGGGAUCGGUCUUGCCUUGAUUGGUGCUAUCAAAGGUUACAGGACGAUCAUCACGCUCCCUGAAAAGAUGUCCAAUGAAAAAGUGUCUGUUUUGAAGGCGCUGGGGGCGGAGAUUAUUCGUACUCCAACAGCUGCUGCGUGGGAUUCACCUGAGUCUCACAUUGGUGUUGCCAAGAGAUUAGAAAAGGAGAUUGAAGGCGCUGUUAUACUUGAUCAAUACAACAAUCCAAUGAACCCAGAGGCUCAUUAUGUGGGUACUGGUAAGGAAAUUCAAGAACAAUUAGAAAAAUUGAGUAAGUUUGGACAACUUAAAGCCGUUGUUGCUGGCGCUGGUACCGGUGGUACCAUAUCUGGUAUCUCCAAAUGGCUGAAAGAACAACGUAACGACAUUGUUAUCGUUGGUGCUGAUCCCAAAGGAUCCAUUCUUGCCCAGCCCGAAUCACUAAAUGAAAGUAGUCAACCGGAAUACAAGGUUGAAGGUAUCGGUUACGAUUUUGUACCAGAUGUAUUAGAUAGGUCUUUGGUUGAUGUAUGGUACAAGACUGAUGACAAACCUGCUUUCAAAUAUGCGCGUCAAUUGAUCUCCAACGAAGGUGUGCUAAUCGGUGGAUCUUCCGGAAGUGCUUUCACUGCACUUGUGGAGUAUUCAAAGGACCAUCCAGAGUUAACGGAAGAAGAUAUUUUGGUGGUUGUUUUUCCAGACUCUAUCAGAUCGUACUUGACAAAGUUUGUUGAUGACGAAUGGUUAAAAAAGAACGACCUAUGGGAUGACGAAGUUCUGGCUAAAGUCAAUGCAAAAAAUGAAUCGCCUGUAGCCAAAAAGGAUCCGUUUGAUGGCGCCACAGUUAAAGAUUUACACUUAAAGCCAGUUGUUUCCGUAAAGGAGUCUGCAACCGUUUCAGAAGCUAUCAAAAUUUUAAAGGACAAUGCAUUUGAUCAAUUGCCCGUUUUAACAGAAGAUGGUAAAUUAUGUGGUCUGGUAACAUUAUCUCAGCUACUGAGAAAAGUAUCCAAGGGAGUCUCCAAGGAUGACGAAUUGAAGGGAAUAUAUUUCAACUUUAGAAAAUUAAAUCAUUGUAAUGAGGUUUCCUCAUAUAACGACAACAAGUCAGGCAAAAAGAAGUUUGUUCAAUUCAAUGAGAAUACAAGAUUAUCUGAGCUGAAUAAGUUUUUCGAAAAAAAUUCUUCAGCAAUUAUUACCGAUGAUAUGAGACCAACCCAUAUUGUUACUAAAAUCGACUUAUUAAGUAUUUUGCUCGAUACUUGGAAGAACUAA